Messenger RNA from Planococcus citri (citrus mealybug), 2048 nucleotides. RefSeq lists its product as uncharacterized. Bases 265 to 1188 code for a protein of 307 amino acids. Gene Ontology annotation, biological process: arachidonate secretion; phospholipid metabolic process. The transcript is spliced from 4 exons. The record is from RefSeq and is a predicted model, not a curated record. Lineage: Eukaryota; Metazoa; Arthropoda; Insecta; Hemiptera; Pseudococcidae.
GCCACCAAAACGACUUAAACUCAGGGAUCUUACAUGUGUACAGUUACAUUUAAGAAUCAAACCAACGUUCCAGAUCAUAUCGAUAGUGAGAUGCGUUUACGUGUUCGGCUUUCGGCGGCAAAAAGUGUUUCGCGAUUCGUUCGGCUGUUCGGAGUUUGACGAAUAAAAUAUGCUGAUUUCGCGUAAUACCUUGCAUUAUCGUUAUUUUUUAAAUUUUAUUUGAAUAAUUGAUUUUUUUAAAUUUAAUUUUAAUUUUAUUUUAUCAUGAAAGUGACUUUAUAUUUUUUCAUUUUUAUCAUAUCUUGGGUUUCGUAUCGUUGCAAGAAUUAUACAGAAUUUGAAAAUUUUUUCGCCAUAAGUGUGACCCAUCAGGGUGAAGUCGAGAAAUUUAUUCGUUACAAGAAUAUCACGGCCAAAGAGUCAUUAGUCAAGACACCCGGUGAAAGGAAAGGCUAUAAGUUACGACAAGUGACCAACAAUAAACACCUAAUGCAGCUGAUUUACGAUAAAAAUAAUCUACUGAUGAAUUGCGAAUACUUUCGCAGCCGGCGAAAGGUUGCCAAAUUUCUCAAGUCAUUUAAACUAAGCGUGCACCUGAAUCGUAAAAAUUUAACUAGUUUAGAUUCACGGCCAAUGCCCCGAGAAUUUUCCGUUUGGUUACAGUACCAUAAGCUGAAGCAAGACUGUCAUCAUAUAUCAAAGGAUAAAAAAAUCUAUAAAACUAAAAGAAUGGUGCAGUCUACUUCGAAAGAACCGCCUAAAGAAACUUCAUGGAAUUUUUCCGAUUUACUCAUAGUUCCUGGUACCAAAUGGUGCGGUAAAGGCUUCACGGCGAAGAAAUAUAGUCAUUUAGGAGGCUUCGGUAGUGCCGAUAAAUGUUGCCGUAUUCACGAUACAACCUGUCCAAUGUGGAUUGGAAGUAUGGAGAAGAAAUACGGAUUGUUUAAUUGGCGACUUAAUACGCUAAUGCAUUGUUCCUGUGACAAAAGGUUUCGUUCCUGUUUAAAAAUGGCCGAUACAAGCGCCGCAGAUUUCAUUGGAAAAUUAUUUUUCAACGUUGUGCAAUCGAAAUGUUUUAUAAUAAAAUCAGAACCGAUAUGUGUAAAGAAGUCGUGGUGGUCGGCAGGGAAAUGCCAGAAAUACGAAUACAAAAAACAAGCAUAUAUAAAAGACAACCAACCUUAUUAAAUAAAAUGUUGCAUUUAAAAAUUUUACCUAUAUUCUAUGCUUUUUUAUGUUUGUGUUUUGUUACCUUUUUAUUUUAUCAACUUUGUUUAUUUUAUUUCUAGUUGAAUUUGUUUGUUUUCUUGUGCUGAAUUUUAUUCUUACUGUCGUUUAAAGACGACGGAAAUAGUUUUGUAAUUUAUAAUUUUGCUCGUUACAAUGUUUUAAUUAUUUGUAGGUAAUUUUUCAGUAUUAUGGUACGCCUUGGUAGAAUCGUAGAUGUUAUUUUUGAGUCAAUUUUUUUCAAGACUGUGUUAAGUAAAUACUUAGAAGCAAAAAAAGUGAUCGAGCGUCGUAAAAAAAUACAUUACCAACACUCUUUAAGCUUCUCAGUUUACGACUACGACUUGAGUUAUUUGUUUUGAAAUUAUUAUUAGUGCUCGUAGUACUCGACUUUAUUCGAUAACAUUUUUAAAAUGAAUAAAUCUACUUAAUAUGUAGUUGAUAUUCUGAUUUUGAACUGUUUCAAUUUAUUUUAGUAUUUUUUUUAAUUUACCAACGAGACGAUUAAAUUAAUAUCAUUUGGAGAAUGUUCGCCACUGUGUGCAUAAUAUUUUGAUGCAUUUUUUUUUUUUUUUUAAAAUUCUAACAUAUCCAUCCGUAUACUUAAUUGCUAACGUUGUAAUUAUUUAUUCUCUCGAUUAUUAUCUCAGUGCAAUAUGACUGUAAUUACCCUCUACAUCGUAAAUACUCGUAGAAUCUGUUCGUUCAUACUAUGAGAGCAACUUAGUCAUCAAAACCGGUGUACUUACUUAUUAUUAAAAAAAUCAAACUGUUUGAAUAGUUUUCAAAUAAACAGAAAAUGAGUUUCAAAACUACCAUAA